Messenger RNA from Epithele typhae, 1782 nucleotides. RefSeq lists its product as uncharacterized. The record is from RefSeq and is a predicted model, not a curated record. Lineage: Eukaryota; Fungi; Basidiomycota; Agaricomycetes; Polyporales; Epitheliaceae. The annotation marks the transcript as partial. The transcript is spliced from 7 exons.
CAUCUUCUAGUUGUCAUUCCUGGGCCGAAGGAGCCAAGUCUGGAGGAGAUCAACCAUAUUCUGGCGCUCGCGACACGCGAACUCAAAGUUUUGUACACUGGGAUCUGCCUAGACGCAUAUGGAUACAGCGAUCCAGUGGAGGUACAUGCGGCUGUCGAGUGCCACUCCAGCGACGCACCUGCAGCAGCAAAGGUCAAGGGGUCUGCAGGUCACUCACACACUCUUUUGUGCUCCUUUUGCGAGGUUACGCAAGAUCAGCUGCAAACGGCCGAGGCAUACGUGUAUUCCAAAUUGCGCCUACGGGAUGAGUUCGAGAUGCUCAGGUACUCGUUUCUCUCCAAGGAUGCCUCAACAAAGAAGGCACGGAAACAAAUUCUGGACGAGUCUGGGAAACGUUUUUCAGCGAUGGACGAGCUGGUAGGAUGGUCCCCUGUGUCAUCCUCGGCUGUCGAUUUCAUGCACAACUUCUACGGUAUUGCAAAGUACAUGUUUUCUACCCUUCUGAUCGAUGGGUAUCUGCUCGACGCCAAGCGCUGGUGGAGUCUUCAGGCGGUUGUCAACUCCAUUCAGUGGCCAUCGUGCGUUGGUCGCCUUCCCAACAACCUCGGGGAAAAUCGUGGGCUUCCAAAGGCCGACCAGUGGCGUCGCUGGGUGAACAUCCAAACCACAGUGCUUUGGUGUGUUUGGCGCGACGAAAAUGACAAGCUUGCUGGCUCCGAGGCGUCUCCAAUCCCGCACAAUGCCUCAAAACGACCCACAUUCACACGAGACAUCUCCCGUAUUUAUAGAUUAUUUCUGUAUGCGUCCAUUGCUGAACGCAUUCUCGCCUCAAGACAGAUCACCCUCGACGACGUGAAACGUGGUCACGGCUUCAUCCAAGAUCUCUGCCGUGAUCUCGUCCGGCUGAAUGUACACAUGGUGCCCAACUGCCACUAUGCGUUGCACUACCCAGUGUUUUAUGAACGCUUCGGACCGGUGUACGCAUGGUGGCUCUUCGCACACGAACGCUUCAACGGGAUUCUUGCUGAUGUCAACCUGAAUGGUCGCCCUUGGGGUGAGAUGGAGCUCACGUUGAUGCGGAACUGGCAGUACAAGCUACGCUUGUAUGAGCUUGUUUUCACACUGCCGCCUGAUGCAACUGAGUACGAACGCGCAGAGCUGAAAAGUAUCUGCCGAGAGCAAGGCGCAGUUCGUGGCACGCUAGGGACACAGAUCGAGGCAUUUGCGCAUGGCGCAUCAACCAUCAACACACCGCGCCGAAGCUCCAAGACCUUCAUCAAUCUUCGGCAGCUUGAAGAUGGUCGCCUCUACCUGCCCCUUCUCUAUCAUCUCAGACGUGUUUUCCCCCACCUGACUAUUGGCGACGAGCAUGAUUUGCGACCUCACGACACAACCUUCCUUGCACACAAGGGCACUCAACGCUUUCCUUUCAUCUCAAAGGAUGCAAUUCGGUACGGAUCAACUGCGGACACUCGCACUGACUCAGAUCAGCACGCUUGCGUCGACUUUGAUGGUAUCAAGCGCAUUCCUUGUCGUAUCAGGUACCAUUUCGAGAUUGAGCUUGUCGGACAAGCCCCCGUGUUCUCAGAUCAUCUAGGUGUUUCUGUUGCAUAUGCCGAACAGUAUCACCCAGUCGAGAUCAUUCCAACGUCCUGGCUUGCUGCCGCAGUGGCGAUCGUACCAAUCACGGCCCAUACUGGGCCUGGAUUGCGCCGAAACCUCUGGGUUGUUCACUCGUUCGAUCGCGUGAGUUUACCUUAUACCCCACAUACACCGGCUUAA